Messenger RNA from Aspergillus ochraceoroseus IBT 24754, 1309 nucleotides. RefSeq lists its product as uncharacterized. The record is from RefSeq and is a predicted model, not a curated record. NCBI's taxonomy places the organism in Eukaryota, Fungi, Ascomycota, Eurotiomycetes, Eurotiales, Aspergillaceae. Gene Ontology annotation, biological process: phospholipid catabolic process. The transcript has 8 exons. Bases 108 to 1136 code for a protein of 342 amino acids. Gene Ontology annotation, molecular function: hydrolase activity, acting on ester bonds.
CUCUUGCCUCAUGGUCAGUUCCAGCUCUCACUCAUGUGCUAGGUUUUCUUCUUUCCUCGUCAAUCUAACCAAGAUACCUGGCCAUCGGCUCCAUACCUGUUGUCAAGAUGAAGCUUUCCAUGAGUCUGGUUCUGGCUGGUCUGUCCUUGACAGCCGCCAUGCCCUUCGAAUCCCGGUCCUCCCACAAGACCAAGGUCAAGGGAAAGUGGUUUGAACGUUUCGUGGUGAUUGUCCUGGAGAAUACCAACAAGGAUGUCACUUUCGGAGAUCCUUAUUUCCUCAACCUCACCAACAUGGGCAUGGUGCUUGGUGGCUAUCACGGCACCACUCAUCCCUCCCAGCCUAACUACAUCACUAUGGUUUCCAAUACCAUUGCUGGUGGUGUUUUCACUGAUGCCGAUGCCAACACUACCCAGGCCAGUGUGAUUGACCUGUUUGAGCCCGCCGGUAUUACCUGGAAAGCCUAUAUGGAGGGCUACAGCCCCCUCGAUAACGGCGACUGCAACCCUUACUCGGAAGACAAGACCACUCUCUAUGUCCGCAAGCACAAUCCCUUCAUGUCCUUCGACAACAUCCGCAACAACCUUACUCGCUGCCAGAACAUUGUCAACGCCGAAGAGAACUUCGCUAAGGAUGUUGCCCUGGGUGCCGAUGCCCCCAACUACAUGUUCUACACCCCUAACCUCAAGAACGACGCCCACGACACCAAUAUUUCUUAUGCGGCAAAGGACGUGCAGUAUCUGGUCGACACUAUGCUGCUCAACAAGGAGUUCAUGAAAGAUACCCUGAUUCUCAUUACUUUUGACGAGAACAUGAUCUACCUCAACCCUAACUUCGGCCAGCCCAACUCCAUCUAUACUCUCGUCCUGGGUAACGACACUGUCAAGUGCUAUGAUUGCGUGGACCAACAGUACUACAACCACUUCUCCCAGGUCGUGACUCUCGAGCGCAACUGGAACCUGACCACUCUUCCCCAGCCUGAUGGCAGCGAGGAAGGCUGGGACCAAUGGAUGCGCCCCUUUGGUAUGCUUCGUAGCCGUCAUGACGACGUCUGCGCCUACGCUCCUUGCGACGAGUACUAUGAUGGUAAAUCCCCUAAAGCGGCCGACGGCAACUGGGGAGACCAAGACUACUAGGGGAGCUGCCAAACCGGAAUGGGACCUCGGAAAACGCUUUGUUUUUUGGGCCUAGACCAACAUCGUCCGACUACUGUAAAUUUAUUGAGCCGGGACUUGCUUAAUCUUUUAGCAUACUGAUUGAUCCCUGUUUACAUAUUUUUGGGGGGGGGGGGUUGUUUUUUUUUCUGUUU